CGGCUAUAGGGUGUCAAAGUAAGGAAAAUGCGAAAAUGAAGUGAUGGCGAACAUUAAUAUAAAAAUUCAAGAGUUAACUUAAACCAGUGUAAACAGCUGUGCAAACCAUACAAAUAUCACAGCUUGUUGCAGUCUGAACGCCAACUGAGGUAUCUGUUUCCGAAGAUUGUCGUGGCCGACGGCGGUGAGAAGUUCACGGUGGACGAGUCGCUUCUACAGCGCCAUGCCGCACUCGUCAUGGACGGCAUUGAAUUUGCUGUCAACUGUGUGGAUGAUCUACCCAAACUCAACAAGUUCCUGCUGAUGCUGGGCAAGCACCACCAGCAGUAUGGGGUUCCAAUUAAAGUGUUGGAGAAAUUGUGGUCAUCCUUGGACUAUUCAUUCGAUAAACAUUUACAACCAGAAACCUAUAACAGAGACGCUAGGAAAGCGUGGACGAGUUUCUUUUCUCAUAUUAUCAGUGUGAUGAAAACUGCAAUGAAUAAUACGGUGUAAAAUUAGCAUACACACACGAACAUUAAUAGAUCAAGCAGGAGAUUAUAAGAG
Messenger RNA from Gigantopelta aegis, 546 nucleotides. RefSeq names its product neuroglobin-like. The transcript is spliced from 3 exons. The record is from RefSeq and is a predicted model, not a curated record. Bases 238 to 495 code for a protein of 85 amino acids. Gene Ontology annotation, molecular function: oxygen binding; heme binding. Lineage: Eukaryota; Metazoa; Mollusca; Gastropoda; Neomphalida; Peltospiridae.